This is a messenger RNA of Letharia columbiana, 1335 nucleotides long. RefSeq lists its product as uncharacterized. Gene Ontology annotation, molecular function: ATP binding; mevalonate kinase activity. The transcript has a single exon. Gene Ontology annotation, biological process: ergosterol biosynthetic process; isoprenoid biosynthetic process. The coding region runs from base 1 to 1335 and encodes 444 amino acids. NCBI's taxonomy places the organism in Eukaryota, Fungi, Ascomycota, Lecanoromycetes, Lecanorales, Parmeliaceae. The record is from RefSeq and is a predicted model, not a curated record. Gene Ontology annotation, cellular component: cytoplasm.
AUGGCAUCUUCAAAUACCAAGGGUACCAAUGCUACCAAUGGUACGCUCAAAGGCCAAUCGAAAUCCUCGAAGCCUAGGAUGGAAAGGAAGAUCUCCUCGCCCAUGAACCCUGCUUUCAUGACCUCUGCGCCUGGCAAAGUCAUCGUCUAUGGAGAACAUGCGGUAGUACAUGGAAAAGCAGCAAUAGCUGCAGCGAUCUCUCUACGGUCAUACCUCCUCGUCACCACACUCUCAAAAUCUCAGCGAACGAUAUCCCUCAGGUUCCCAGACAUAGGUCUCAGUCAUACAUGGGACAUUGACGCUCUACCCUGGUCUACGUUCUCACAUCCUUCAAAAAAAAAGAUGUAUUAUGACCUAGUCACCACUCUCGAUCCUGAUCUUGUCAAAGCCAUGCAGCCCCAUCUGUCAGACGUCUCUCCCGAAGCCACAGGUGAACACAAGAAAAUACGUCAAGCCGCCGCCUCAGCUUUCCUCUAUCUCUUCCUAUCUCUUGGCAAUCAGACCUUUCCCGGGAGCAUCUAUGCCCUCCGCUCCACCCUCCCCAUCGGCGCUGGGCUCGGUAGCAGCGCUAGCAUAAGCGUCUGUCUCAGCUCAGCUUUGCUCUUACAAAUACGCACCCUGGCAGGACCUCACCCAGACCAGCCUUCUGAGGAAGCAGAGUUGCAGAUCGAGCGAAUAAACCGCUGGGCCUUCGUUGCGGAAAUGUGCAUCCACGGCAACCCCAGCGGUGUAGACAACACCGUCUCCUCAGGCGGGAAAGCCGUUCUCUUCAAGCGCGAGGACUACACCAGAGCGCCGAAGGUGACACCGCUGCGCAAGUUCCCCGAGCUCCCUAUGCUGCUGGUAAACACCAAACAGGCUCGUUCCACCGCAACAGAAGUAGCCAAAGUCGGAGCAUUGAAGGGGUCUUUGCCUGUAAUCACAGAGGCAAUCCUCAACACAAUCGACGCUGUCACAGAGGCCGCCUAUAAACUCAUCACAUCCGCUACUUUCAACCAAAGGGACCCACAUACAGCCGAAACUCUCGGCAAGUUGAUGGGCGUCAAUCAUGGCCAGCUAGUCUCAUUGGGUGUCUCACACCCACGUCUCGAGCGUAUCAGAGAGCUCGUGGAUUUAGUUGGUGUGGGUUGGACGAAGUUGACUGGUGCAGGUGGUGGCGGCAGCACUAUCACAUUACUGAGGCCAGACGCGUCGCCCAAGGCGCUCAAGGAGCUAGAAGGGAAGCUGGAUGCGGAGGACUUUGAGAGAUUCGAGACGACGCUUGGCGGCGACGGAGUGGGCGUGCUAUGGCCUGCCGUUCUUAGGGAUGAGGGCGAAGAGGAAGGGGGGGGUUGA